Molecule: messenger RNA, 629 nt
Organism: Cucurbita maxima (winter squash)
Lineage: Eukaryota; Viridiplantae; Streptophyta; Magnoliopsida; Cucurbitales; Cucurbitaceae
Product: non-specific lipid-transfer protein 1-like
Exons: 1
Coding region: 55-429 (124 amino acids)
Biological process (GO): lipid transport
Cellular component (GO): membrane
Molecular function (GO): lipid binding
Source: RefSeq, a predicted model, not a curated record
AUAAGCUCAAACUCUUGCACUAAAUCGUCAAGGAGCUUUGAUUUGAGUAACACCAUGGCGAGUAGUGGCAUGAUCAAUGUCAAGAUGGGUUUGGUUGUGGCGCUUGUGUGUGGCAUUAUUAUGGGUGGAAGGGUGAGCGAGGCGGCCGUGACAUGCAACCAGGUGGUCAGCGACUUGGGUGCGUGCGUAUCAUAUGUCACUGGUGGAGGGGCGCCGUCUGCAACAUGUUGCAGCGGUGUGCAGGACCUGAAUAAAUUGGCAAGCACAGCGGCUGACCGACAGGCCGUGUGCGGAUGCUUGGAAUCGCUUGUCAAGGGGGUUUCGUAUAAUGCUCAAACGCUUGCUAAUGCUGCUGCUCUUCCGGCUAGGUGUGGUGUCAAGCUUCCCUAUAAGAUCGACCCACGUAUCGACUGUAGCACCAUUCGUUAGGAUGUCGUAGCUAAGUCCAGCUGCAAUGCUAGUAGACCAUGUUGUUGUGUCGUAACUAUCCGAGAAUAAAUGAAGGAAAAGUUUUAAGUAUUUCUAAACCAAGGUGAUUUCGUUCUAUUUUGGUAUCUGAUCCAAAAACCCUUGUAUUUGGUCGUUUUAUGCUCGGAAUCCAAAUAUAUAUUAGUAGUGUUUACUUAUUA